UCUAUAAAAUAAAAGUUUUAUGAUCCAAACGAAAUUCUAACCUAUCUUUUUAACGUAAAGUGUAUGAAAUCCCGGAAAGCCAGAGAUAAGGUUUAAAACGGAACGCGAAUAAAAUCAUGUACACAGAUAACAAAAUCAACGAAAUCCAAUUAGAAAAAGGAAAGAAACGAAAAUCGCUUUGGGCGUGUAUUUAAUGACCUCGUUGAGGAAAUAAACCGGUAAAUUAGAAAGUAUCACCACUUUCAUCUUCAUCACACACCACAUUCAUUCUUCAUCGCAUUGUGAUCCAAAGAAACAUGUGAUAUUAGUGCUGAUAUACAGAAAAAGAAGUACACGAUGACCCAAGAAAAACUCAACCCCACUGUUUACGUCGUUUUCAUAUCCUUAUUACUAGAUUUACUCGCAUUUACAAUGAUUUUGCCGCUUCUACCCUCUUUAUUGGAUCAUUACAAAGCCAAAGACACCAUCGGAUUAUAUUCUUGGCUAUCAAAACAAAUAGUUGUCUUUCAAGAACUCGUCGGAGCACCGGAACGCUUUAACUCAGUUUUAUUUGGAGGAUUUCUUGGAUCUAUGUUUAGUUUUUUACAAUUUGUUGCUGCCCCUAUUGUUGGGGGGAUUUCUGAUGUUAUUGGAAGAAGAAAAGUUAUGAUUACUUGUUUGGUCGGAGUGUUAUUCUCAUAUAUUUUGUGGGCUUUAUCAUCGAAUUUUGCUAUUUUUGUGUUUGCAAGAUUUAUUGGGGGUAUUAGCAAAGGAAAUGUGUCCUUAAGUAUGGCUAUUAUCACUGAUAUAUCUACUAUGAAAACGAGAGGGAUUGGGAUGGCUCUUAUUGGAAUUGCAUUUUCUUUGGGGUUUAUAAUCGGUCCUGUUAUUGGUGCUUUAUUUGCUGUUUGGGCAAAAUCCAAAACUGGGGAUUGGUACAUUUUACCAGCGUUAUUCGCAGUCUUCUUAGCGCUCAGUGAUCUUGUUUUCUUUAUUUUAUUUUUUAAAGAAACUUUGCCAAAGGAGAAACGCGCAAAUAGUAUAAAAGAAAGCUUAAAAAACGCAACAGCUUUAAUUAAUUUAAAACAACUUUUCGAUUUUACACCCGUUACGGGAUUAAAUGAGCAAGAUUUCAGGAAAUUAAAACUCCUAGGGAUCGUUUACUUCGUUUAUUUGUUCAUUUACAGCGGAUUAGAAUUUACUUUAACGUUUUUAACUCAUCACGUCUUCCAUUACACCUCAACUCAACAAGGAAUGAUGUUUUUCUCUAUUGGUUUAAUCAUGGCGUUGAUUCAAGGCGGAUAUGUUCGCAAAUUACCGAGUAAUAAGACCAAGAAAACUGCUGUUAACGGGUUAUGGUUAAUUAUACCUUCAUUUAUAUGCGUUGGAUUAGCGUCGUCAAUCCAUCUUCUAUAUUUAGGGUUAUUUUUGUUUGCUGUUUCCACAGCUCUUGUCGUCCCAUGUUUAAUGACGAUGGCUUCUGAAUAUGGCUCAGUGCAACAAAAAGGGACUGUAAUGGGUAUAUUUCGAUCCCUGGGGGCUUUAGCGAGAGCCUUAGGACCAAUACUUGCGAGUGUAUCAUUUUGGAGUGUUGGUUCUACAAUUACUUAUCUCACCGGCGCAGUAUUUUUGCUUUGGCCUGUAUUGAAGCUGAAAAAAUAUUAGCAAAUUUUGUUUAAAAUAAGAAAUGAUCUAUUCUAACAAAACUAGUCUGUUUUUAUAUGAUGUAUUAUUAAAACAGUAUAAUAAUAGGUUAAGACAAAAUCACAUUAAGUUGUCUUAAGCAUAAGAAAUAAAUUAUUUAUAUAUU
Molecule: messenger RNA, 1789 nt
Organism: Onthophagus taurus
Lineage: Eukaryota; Metazoa; Arthropoda; Insecta; Coleoptera; Scarabaeidae
Gene: rtet
Product: major facilitator superfamily domain-containing protein rtet
Biological process (GO): transmembrane transport
Cellular component (GO): brush border membrane
Molecular function (GO): transmembrane transporter activity
Source: RefSeq, a predicted model, not a curated record